UUAUCUCGCUCUCUUGCAAUCCUGGGGAAUAACUCUCCAGAGUUUGUGCCUUGCUCGCUCGCUUACUCACCCUCUGUCCUGGGUGGAGCUUCACUCUGGCCUGUCUGAGGUGCCAGUGAAUCAGGCUUCAGGCACGUCAGGGGGAGAGGCAGAGCCCAGAGCGAGACCCACCACCUGCGCUGGCUCACCUGGCAAGCUCCCCUGCCCCUCAUGGCUCGCCGGUCCCAGAGCUCCUCACAGGGGGACAACCCCCUGGACCCUAACUACUUGCCACCCCAUUACAAGGAGUAUUACCGGCUGGCUCUGGAUGUGCUAGCUGAGGAGGGGCAAGAGAAUUAUCAUCGUUUUCUGGAUGAAGAAGGAGCCCCUGACUUUCUCUGCAGCACAGAGGUAGAGCACAUCACUCAGCAUCUCCAGAAGCCCCAGUAUGCCAACCAGGAGAGCAGCUGCACAGAUGCCAUGCAUGGCAGUGACAUAGACGGAUCCUCUGGGACUUAUUGGCCUAUGAAUUCUGACCUUGCUGUCCCUGAGCUUGAUCUGGGCUGGCCAAUGGUCUUUGGAUUCAAGGGUACUGAGGUAACAACUCUGGUGCAGCCACCACCCCCAGACAAUCCCAGCAUCAAGGAAGAAGCCCGUAGGAUGAUCCGAGCUGCACAACAGGUGGUAGCUAUAGUGAUGGAUGUUUUCACAGAUGUGGAUCUGCUGAGUGAGGUGCUAGAUGCUGCUGCCCGCAGGGUCCCUGUGUAUAUCCUCCUGGAUGAAAUGAACUCCCAGCUCUUCCUAGACACAGCUGCUAAGUGCAAAGUCAACCUCAACUAUGUGGAGUUCCUGAGGGUCCGGACGGUUUCUGGCCCCACCUAUUACUGCCGCACGGGGAUGUCCUUCAAAGGGCAUGUGAAAGAGAAGUUCCUGUUGGUGGACUGCAUGGUGGUGCUAAGUGGCAACUACAGUUUUAUGUGGUCCUUUGAGAAGAUUCAUCGAAGCAUCGCUCACAUCUUCCAAGGGGAGCUGGUGUCCAGCUUUGAUGAAGAAUUCCGAAUUCUCUUUGCACAGUCAGACCCUCUCAUUCCUCCAGCCAAUGUCUUGGUGAAGGCAGAGAACCCAUUUACCAUGGCCCCCUUUGGCAACAAUAUGCCCUUCUUUCCAAAGAAACCACACCUGCUGUUCCAGAGGGAUGACAAUGUCUUUCCACCCUUCAUGGACAGAGUUGAUCCAGACAGAUACUUCUUGUCAGCCUUCAGACGGGAUGAACUGAUGCGCCAUACUAUGGAGGGGUCAGCAAUGCGCAUGUAUUCUAAGAAGGCAGAAAUGGAGAAUUCUCAGAUAGAUCCUGUCAGAGGUUUAUUCCGCUCCAAGCAAUUAGAGCUGGAUUCCUUUAAGAGACACAGCUUUGCUGAAGGAACCUUUGAAAACUUUUCUUCUUCAAAGCAGUGUUCUAGGCAGAUGUUCAUGAACAAUCUGGAUGACUUUAAAAUGCAAUCCAGUCACUUUCAAAAGGACCAGUUCUACCAAUAUCAAUUUGAACAUCCCCAUGCUUCCAGCAGGCCUCAGGGGUUCUUUGAGCGAAUACGAGGUGGUAGGCCAGGAUUCAAUGAACUGGAGGACUAUGCACAGGGCCCCAGAUAUCCUGAACUUGAAUCCCACUUCCCACAGGAGGGUUUCCCCUUAAGGCUAGAUUAUGAGCCUUCAAAUUCUUCUAGGGAAGUGAGGCAUGGUUCUGACCAGGUGAACCCUGCAGGGAAUGGCCCACUAGGGCUGAUGUCACUAAGGAGGCAAAACAUAGGGCAGAAAUUCAUGUGCCAGACAUCCCCCACACAGAAGCAGAGCCUGGAACAACGACUGUUUUUACAAGACCAGGACCCAGAUCAGGACAAGAAGACCCAGGAAAAUAGAACAGGUUUGCGUAACUGGAGGAUUUCUUCAUACCUGAGUGGAUACCAGUCUGAACCAGGAGACGAAGGCAUCCCAAUGCCCAUGGAAUCAGAGUCAUAUAAUGAUGUUUUGAGCCUUGGAGAGCCCCUCACAAAGUACCCCAGUGACCUGAUCCCAUCUUUCAAGUCUCCUAUGUCAUUUAAUAAUAAAUCAUUGGGAAUUGAAAGUGCCAAAGAGUCAACAGGUACUGAGAGAGCAGGCGAGGAGACCUCCCUUAUGAAACAGGAUUCCUUUAGGUCCAGGAUAAAUCCUUUGAUCCAGAGGAGCUCAAGGCUCAGAUCUUCUUUGAUUUUUAAUGCCGCCAAUUUAGAUCCGCAGAAUAUGACAAUGGAGAAGGUUCAGAUGAUCCAAAAGGAGCAAAUGUCCAAUGAGAUUACAAAAGACAAUGAAACUAUAAAGGCAACCACCUCUUCUAAAGUAGCAGAACUUUUAGAGAAGUACAAAACUGUGGGCAAAGACAUAGAGAGUGCUACAGUUAGUCACACCAAAGCUGUUUCCAGUUUUCUACAGGAAGAAUCUCAGAAUGCAGAGAAAAAAUGUACCAAAUCCGUGCAAUACAAGAUCCUGGAGAGUAGGGUGCUAGACUCAAAAGAAUCCUUCAGUAGUUACAAGAUGCACAUGGAGUCUGAGAAACAGUUUGGUAUGUCUCCUUCAGCCACCCAGCUCCUUGACACACUGAGUAAAGAUCCUAUAACAAAUAUUAGCAGCAAAAUGGAAAAACUAUCUUCUCGGUUCUAUUCCACAGACAGCAAACCUGCUCUUCCAAUGAAGGAGAACCUGAUAUUGGUAGGAAACACUCAGAAGCUUGCUCUGCCAGAGAACAGGGAGAAACUGACAUUCAAAAGAGACACACAGGAACUAGCUGACACAGAAUUCAAGAAACCGCAGGCUAGGAUAAGCACCACAUCGAUUCCUGAAAGUUUAUCCAAGAAUCAAGGGUCUGACAGCUCUCUCAAUAAAUCCGAGGAAGAGGGUGCCAAACAGGAACAGAGUCCACUGGAAUUUUUUAGGAAAGGGUCGCUAAGGUUGAAACAAUUGCUGAAUCCAAAGGGUGAUAAGAAAUCAGAGGAAGAAACCAAUCUUGAGAGUGGAAAGUUUGACAAGCAGACCAUGAGCCUUAAACGAUCUUCCAAGGGGGAUUAUCAGGAAGUGAUGGAGGAAGAGAAAUCCCAAAGGAUCACAACAGCACCUGCUCUCAAAAGCAACCAGCCAUCUCAGACCAGGUUUGCUUCUUCCACGGCAAACAUCCUAUACAGCAGCAACCUCCGUGAUGACACAAAGGUGAUUCUGGAGCAAAUUUCCGCCAACAGUCAGAAGAACAGAGCUGAGCUGGCCAAGCAACUACCAUCCACAAGUAAUCCUGAUCUUACCAAGUCUACCAGCAGUUUGGAAUAUAAAGGUGAGAAGGAGAAAAGCUGCAACAUUAGCAGGUCAGAAAGUUUUGGGAGCCAUAAGAAGACUCUUCAGAGGCAACCAUCAGAGGACAGAGAUACCCUUCUGAAAAAGAUGGAGAAUAUGCGAAAGGAGAAGCGGGUGUAUAGUAGGUUUGAGGUCUUCUGCAAGAAGGAUGAACAACCAAUUCAGAAUGAUGAGGAAUAUGACACAGAUGCCAAAGAUAAGAAAAUGGGGAAAUUCAUGCCCAAACUCCUGGGGACCUUCAAAACCAAAAAGUGACCUUAGAAAUGCUGCCUAAAUCCCAACUCCAGGGGUGGAAUUACUGUCUGUCAAUGGAGAGAGGGGAGGUUACGCUUCAGUGAUGGACACUAGUAACAUGCUGAAUACUCCUUCAUGUUGUUGAGUGGGCAGUUGUGCAACACUGGCCUCCUACAGCACGAUUUCCUCAUACAGUUAAAUGGUGAAAGGCAAUUUUACUGCAAUAGGAUCCAAAUUAUAAAAAAAAUUAAAUCAACAGAUUGUUUAAAACAAAAAUAAAGUGGAGUCUGUUUAUCAUCUGCACAGGGAAGCUCCUCAGCAGACAGAACAAGCUUGCUAUUAUUCGGGGAGGGGUGAAACUAUAAUGCAAAGCUCUGCCCUGAGCCAGGGAAGUCCGUACUUCUCAUUUACAAGAACAAUACUGAUUUUUGGAUAUUUCUCAGGUUGUGGUCCAUUUUUUCCUCAUAUGUGGUACCAGGAGGAUCUUUGACAGUUUCCAGGAGCAAGAUCUUGCAGUAAAUUCUUUGCCCUUACCUGUAGUUACGACCCUGUCCAUUGGCACAUGUCCAGCUUUUAUACUUAGCAUUGUAUAACCUUAUGGGUGUUUUUAAAUAUAGUUGGAAAUAUUAUUGCUUUAGAGGGGGAGGCAUGAGCAGGCAGCUGGAAGGCAGCAGCAGAGGGAAUUUGCGUGCCAUGCUGGGAUAAAGAGGUGUCUCUAGUUUAAAUUAGCCAACCUAGUAGUGCACUGAAUCAAGCCUGUACAAUGCAGCCUUCGUCAAGCAGAAUCUUCCUUGAGGGUAUACCGCCAAGAAGAGGUGUUUUGUCUCAGGGAGGGAUUUGUAGCAGAGGAUAAGCCAUUUCAAGUGUUAGCAGGUUCCCUCAUUGUGAUGACAGGAAAGGGAGGAGGGGUUCAGACAAAAGGAGGAAAUAACUGAGCUUUACUGUAAUUUAUCUUUUCUUAAAGCUCAGCAAUGUUUUUUUCUUACAUAGAUUUCUUUCAGGUGUUUGGUACCAGGCCUGGCCCAGACCAGUCUGUAUGGUUCAUACUGUGGUAUUGGAUUGUCUAGCAGGACAGUGAGUGGAGGGUGGGUGUCAAAAAGAAAGAAGAGGGUUGUACAUAAGGUUUGCUGCCUUUGGUCUGUUGUUCUUCAGCCUGAGACUCUCUCUCUUAGGCAACACAGCAGCAGUGGCAAUGGGUCUCAAUACUGGAAAUUAUAUCUGACCAUAUAUUUUUAUCUGUGUGCCUAGAGAUACAAAUAAACACAUUUGGUAAAUUAAAAAAUAAAUGCAUAAAAAGUCACAGCAAGCUCAAGUCCUCAGCUGGCAAGGCAGCAUAGGAGAACAUCUUAUGGGCUGUGGGAAGAGAGAAAUAACUCUUUUGAAAAUAGGCAACAAGACUUUUGAGAAUCAGGUCUGGCCACCUUCCCUUACUCCACAUGACUGCCAGAAACUCAGUUCCCCAUUACAACUAUGGCUCCCUCCCAGCCUCAGAGGUUGGGCGUUUACCAACUGUAACUGUGGAAAGAGAACCAAUUCUCUUAUUGGAAGUGGCUGCCUUACUCCUUUGGACUGUGUUUCUAACAAGGGGAGGCAAAAGAUAUAAGGGCUGAGGCCUAACUCAUGCAUGUCAGCUGCUCCUUAGUUCCCGCAACAACAAGCAAGGUGGAAAGUCAAGCAAAAACAAAAAAGCCACAUCUACAAGACAGUUAUCAAAUGAUCCUAAAGGACUGGGCAGACCAUCUCUUCCUCUCCUGUGUCCUACACUGAAGAGUCUUUUCCAUCCCUACCUGAAGAAUCUCUCCCAACUUUCCAGCCCAGCUCAUGUUUCACCUGGUGCAUAUGUUGUGGGUAGGAAGUAAGUGCCCUUACUUUGAACUAUCCUUCUGAGUUUUCCUGCUAACUCCAGUGAGAUUGAGACACAGCUGAUGCCCCUUCCAUGAUCACUAGGACUGCAAGUUUGUCACAGCAGGAAAAAAAAGUCAUGUAUUGUGCUUUUCCUAUUUGUCCAUGACUUUUUUUCUGUGUCCAUAACUCAUACUGAAGUGGCAGCUCAUGCAAUUCCUGUCCCAUGGGGGUUUGGGCUUGGCUGUCUGCUCUGCACGAACUGGGUUACAAACCUGCUCAAAUUUGACCUGCCAGACCCUCCAUCAUGACUGGGUGGGAGAAGGGCAAGGGAGAAAACUUAAAUGAAUGGCAUUUUGCCCGGGUGGACUGGGCCACAGAACCGCUCAGGUUUGGCCUGCCAGACACUCUAUCAUGACAGAGCAGUCAGGCCAAACCUAAGCAGUGCUGCGAACCAAUGUGCCUGGUUGCAAUGCCAGGAGCAGGGCAAUGGGCCCAGAACCGUGGGACACAGGAGCUGCUGCUGUAGGGUGAGCACAGGGUGCCAGGACCAGUCCUGUGGGACAAAGGAGCCAGAUGUGGGGUGAUUGUGGGGUAGGCUCUCUCCGCAGUGGCUCCCACCAGCUUCCCCUCUACACUCAGCCAGGAUUAGGAUUGCAGUGCUGGGGUGGAGGGUACUGCUGCAGGUGGUUGGUGCCCCCUUGGUGAGGCAAGGAGGAGGGCAUUUUUUUAAAUAAAAAAAAACAGAUUUAUUUUUAUUUUUGAUUAAAAAAAAGUUGAAAUAAAGCUGCAGCCCUAAUGAACAACUACCAGGGCUGGAGCUGCAAGCUCACCAACCCUGCUACAGGUAUGUGGAUGACAGGUAGGGGAAGGGCAAGCAGUUGACAGUAGUUUUAUUUGUGUCUUAAAGAAUUAAAGUUUUCAAGAUGCCUAGCUGUCAUGCUAACAGCACUAUAUAAAUUAAUUAAAUUUUCAGUGACAAAUGGUGGUUAUUUUAUUGGUGGCUGGAAGCAGUGUCAAAUGAAGCCCUGUGUGGCUGGAUUUCCCAAUUUUAAGAAUGGGUUCUUCAGGAAGCUUCACAAGUGAUGAUUGAAAUCUCCAGUGAUCAAGAGUAUAUAUUAUUUCUAAUUUGAACAGUUCAAUUAGACAUAAAUAUAUUAGCAAAAGAAAUGAGCAGAGAAAUGGGGAGGAGCUGGCCAAAUACACAAUAAGGAGCCUAAAGGGCAGUUUUAAAUUUACUCCAUGUUGCAAAUAAUACUAGGAGGAAGAUGGCACAAAAGUUCAUACAGUAGAACAGAAGUCUUGUUCCUGUACAGAGCUCCAUCUCUUUUCUUAUUCAGUUUCUUGCUACUGUUAUAUAUUAAGAGGAUGCUAUCUAAGCAGUUCUGUAUAUUGUGGUGCAUAAAAUAAACAAAUUAAUUUACUAAAA
Chrysemys picta bellii (western painted turtle) is the source of this 6856-nucleotide messenger RNA. RefSeq names its product family with sequence similarity 83 member H (gene SACK1H). The record is from RefSeq and is a predicted model, not a curated record. Lineage: Eukaryota; Metazoa; Chordata; Testudines; Emydidae. Gene Ontology annotation, cellular component: keratin filament. Gene Ontology annotation, molecular function: protein kinase binding; keratin filament binding. Gene Ontology annotation, biological process: positive regulation of cell migration; intermediate filament cytoskeleton organization; protein localization to cytoskeleton.